UCAGGAAGUGAAAACAUGGCCAGUUUUGAAUGCUGGAAGUGCUCGAGGAGUUUGAAACACCCUUCAGCGGGAUUUGCGUGAGACAGGAGGCGGGGAGCUGACGCGCGCGGCCGCCGACAUGCGUUUCCACCUCGUGCUCGCGGCCGUCCUGUGGGCCGGCUGCGCGGACGCGCGGAAAGUGCGGGGGAUAUCUUCGUCCUAUAAAAGGUUCUACAGGGAGAGGAAGUCCUUUCUGUGCAUCGACGGGUCGAAAAUCAUCCCCUUCGAGCAGGUGAACGACGACUACUGCGACUGCGAGGAUGGCUCUGAUGAACCAGGCACCUCCGCCUGUCCUCGAGGCCGCUUCUACUGCACCAACCUGGGAUUUCGCCCGCACUACAUCCCAUCGUCACGAGUCAACGACGGCAUCUGUGACUGCUGCGACGCUUCGGACGAGUACAACAGCCACGCUCACUGCCAGAACACUUGCUGGAAUCUGGGACAGAGGGAGAGAGCGUACGUGGAGGGCCAGAUGAGGACUCUGGACGAGGGUUUGCGGCUCAAGCAGCAGCUGAUUGAGGAGGGAGUGCUGCUCUGGAGGGAGAAACAGGCUCAGCUCAGAGAGCUUCAGCAGGCGGCCGAAGACCUGCAGAUCAAAUUGGAAGAGCACAGGCGGAAGAAGCACGAGGCCGAGCGGCUCAAGGAGCAGACGCUGAAAGCACUGGAAGCAGGGGACGGCGGUGUCAGACACCAGAACAAUUCAGUAACCGGCGUUUUCCAGUUACUGGACAGCAAUAAAGAUGGCAGGUUAACAGUGGAUGAAGUCCGGGCUAAAGUGGUGCUCGUCCAUGAUGAGGAGCGACUUCUCUCCGAAGAUGAAGCAGUGGGUUUGUUGGGAGAAGGCCAUCAAAUGGAUCUCGCCAAGUUUCGACACACACUCUGGGACGCCCUGACGAGAGGAGACAGCGUCAAGAUCAAAGACGCACUGAGUGCAGCAGGCAGUCUUGUGGGUGAAGAUCCGCACUUAAAGGCAGCUGACAGAGCUGCGGAGUGGGAGGCGACCAAUCUGAAGAAGGUAGAAGAAGCCUAUGAAACCAUCAACAUGGAGAUUAGCGAUCUGCGGAAGAAGCUGGCCAUCGACUACGGAACCGACUGGGAGUUUCUGUUUUUAAACAGCCAGUGUUACAAGCUGAAAGUCUACGAGUACACUUAUACCUUGUGCCCGUUCAAUCAAGUCACACAGAAGAGCACUGCAGGAACAGAGGUUUCAUUAGGGUUGUGGGGGAUGUGGGCGGGAACGCCAAAGAACCCGUACAAUCAGAUGGUGUAUGAAAACGGAGAACCCUGCUGGCAAGGAGGCUCGCGCAGUACGACGGUCACUCUGACAUGCGGAACGGAGACAGCCUUGCGAUCGGUGAAGGAGCCCAGCAAAUGCCAGUACAUCAUGGACUUCCAGACUCCCGUGGCCUGUCAGCCGGUGCUAAAGCAGCGCGGUAUACACAGUGAACUGUGACCCCCCCCCCGCUCCGCCCCGUAGCCUAGAAUAACUUGAACCCCACCCUUCCCCUGGCGAGCCCGCGGUGACAGGUUGGGGUCCUGAGGGUCCUCGCUGACAUCUGUGUUGUCAGAACAUAUAUACUUCCAAGUGAGUCUGGCUAAGGUCAGAAGUGAGCCUCACCAACAUUGUUCAUGGACUUCCUGACUUUCCAUCCAUUGUUACUGAGCAUCUCUUGAACGAGCACAAGUAUUACCAACGUAUUCCUUAGAAGUGCUUUACAACCUGUGACACUUAGGACGGUGUAGAAUUGAAUGAAUGGUUUCCACCACUGUGCUUCGUGGUCGCUACGGCUUUGCUGGUUUUCGUGAGAAAAUACCGGUAAGAACUGCAUGUGUUGCCAAAUUGUGAUUUUAGUUUAGCAUGGCGCUCCAUUUCUCAACAGAUAUGGCGAAUAGUGAACCGGCGAGCCCCGGCAGGAAGAGAUUAGCUUCAGCGGCGGCUCGUUCAGCUCCGUCUGGUCCUGUCAGAGGAUCGACGGCAGGUUGUUACACAAACUCAAACUCAAAGCAAAAUAUCAGAGGAAAGAAUGAUCACCAUUAUAUUAUCUAAAAUAAAAAAAAAAGUUUUUCUAUAAAGCGUAUCUAUACAGGUGUUUGUGUCCAUGUCUAAGAUUGCUGAUAGCUCGCAGCAAAUGCUUCCACUUAAGAAACAAUCUCUCAUCUUUUCUUUAACGCCGGACUCAGACGGUUGGCAGGAAGCCAAUAAGUGUUGAGACGUAAAGCAAUAUUACCUUUUAUUUGGAGUCACUUUUUUUUUUAAACCGCCUGAUGAUUCAAAAUCCAGUAUGUUUCUGCCCGAAAGAAACUUUUUAAUGGCUUUAGCAGGAAAAAAACAAAAUGUUUUCUGACGUUUGUUAUGUUGGUUAUGGUCUGUUUGAAAGGUGCAAUAAAGCUACAGGAGAGGCCACUGUCGCAUCAAAUAAUCCAGUGUUGAGCUACAGUUUGAGCCGUUUUAUGUCUGAGCAUCAUUGACGUUGUGCUUUUAGCUCAGCACUGGAUGUCACUGCAGCGGACUCCGUUUGACCAAAAGGUUUGUAAAUCCACGACUGAGAUGAAGAGAUCAAGUACCAGCAGAUGUAUUAUUUCACUUUUCUAAAAAAAAAAAAAAAAGCUUCAGUGUGCAGCUGUUUUUUGGAAAGUAUGCAACAUCUUUUAUGAAUUAAAUGUAUAUUUGUGACAAC
Molecule: messenger RNA, 2717 nt
Organism: Salarias fasciatus (jewelled blenny)
Lineage: Eukaryota; Metazoa; Chordata; Actinopteri; Blenniiformes; Blenniidae
Product: glucosidase 2 subunit beta-like
Exons: 15
Coding region: 119-1492 (457 amino acids)
Biological process (GO): N-glycan processing; liver development
Cellular component (GO): glucosidase II complex
Molecular function (GO): protein binding; calcium ion binding
Source: RefSeq, a predicted model, not a curated record